This is a messenger RNA of Conger conger (European conger), 508 nucleotides long. RefSeq names its product galanin peptides-like. The annotation marks the transcript as partial. The record is from RefSeq and is a predicted model, not a curated record. Gene Ontology annotation, cellular component: extracellular region. The transcript is spliced from 4 exons. Gene Ontology annotation, molecular function: hormone activity. NCBI's taxonomy places the organism in Eukaryota, Metazoa, Chordata, Actinopteri, Anguilliformes, Congridae.
AGUCCAAUAGCGACUCUGGGUUGCAUAAUACAGCUCCACAGUGACGCCAUCGACAAUCACAGGGCGCUCGGCAACAAGCAUGGCCUUGCUGGGAAGAGGGAUCUGCCCUUGGAGGACGACUUCAAAUCAAGUGCCCUGAGAAUAGCGGACGAGAAUGUAAUACACACCAUCAUCGACUUCCUGUCCUACCUGAAGCUGAAAGAAAUGGGAGCCCUUGAGAAUGUGUCCCCCUCCCUCACAUCAGAAGAGUUGGGCCAGCCUUAGCCGGGCUUGGCGUCCCGUGUCCAGGACCUGAUCCCGCCUCGGUACCCCUAAUCACGCACUUUCCAAACAGACCCAGACACUCUGGCUGCUGCAGCCCAAUCUGCUAGGACCUUCCCUCCCGCUCAACUCCUCCCAACAAACAAAGGAUUGAGUUUUUGUUUUUAUUUGUUUUUCUUUAUUCCCAGUCAGUGGUUUUUGGAAAAAUUAUGUCUUAUGAAUAAUAAAACUAGUUAAGUGCACUGGA